Dermacentor andersoni is the source of this 2308-nucleotide messenger RNA. RefSeq lists its product as uncharacterized. Gene Ontology annotation, cellular component: plasma membrane. Lineage: Eukaryota; Metazoa; Arthropoda; Arachnida; Ixodida; Ixodidae. The record is from RefSeq and is a predicted model, not a curated record.
AGGGCCGCGUUGACGCAGGAAAGCAUUCAAAACUUGUUUGCCCUCGCUUUCGGCACGGCACAGCAGCCGCUGCGGCGUUCGGUCCGGUGGCGAGCAUUCGUCCGUCCGCUGCAUCUCCGCGCCAGUGAUGUUUUGGUUUCGGUGACAGACGCGCUCGGCGCCAGCACGCUCCUUCGGCCAUGGGAUUUUUACGAACGACGGCCAAUGUCUUCUUCUUCCUCCUAUCUUUCGUCACGUUCUUCAUGGGCGUCGUGGUGCUCGGCUACAUGCUCUGGAUCCUGGCCACCACGGAAAACCGGAGGUUCCUCGACGGCGUCCUGGUGUUCACCUACGUUCACUUGGGAGUCGGUGCAGCCUGGUUUCUGACAGGAAUGUGUGGCUGGAUCGGGUCUUACAAGAAGGGAGGCCUCGGAAUGAAACUGUUCCUGUUCCUCGCCGUUGUCAUGGUGGCGGCGGAGAUAGGCGGCAUCGUUGCACUGAGCAUACUCAAGAUAAAGAUGGUGGACAUCUUAAAGUCCGGCUGGAUAGAGGUGAACGACCCGACGAAAAACUUCAUCCAGGACAGGCUGGACUGCUGCGGCUUCAGCGGCCCGAAGGAGUUCGCCUCUACAAACAGCCACAUAGACGAGACCUGCUAUCGGUUAGUGGGCGAGACCGAGGACGUCUCCAUCAAGGAGAUUCGCCGGAUCAAACGGGCCGGCUGCAAAGAGAGGCUGGUGGACUUCUUCUACAAGCACAAGAUCGUUUGGAUAUCGUCGCUCGGCGUCGUCCUACUCCUACAGGUGACGGCCAUACUGCUGUCGGUGUACCUCAUCAACGCCAAGAAGAGAGAGAUGCGCGAGAACUCCUUCAGCUCGCUGACCCACCGGUCCUACACCACGGGCUACUGACAGCGGCCGUCGGCGCCGGAACCGGAAGUGCUCGUCUGGCUGUGAAUUGCGCAUGCGCGCCACGAGCGGAAGCCCAACAGCGCGUCGCCCGGACACGCGGUGGCCACGGAGGAGGGACGCCGGUCGACCCCCAAUUGGAGCCACGCACGACGGACCCCGCAGCAGUCCGACGCGCCGGCUGUGUCCCAGUGAACUUAUCGCGACAGGCUGGAAAAAGAAAAUGAGUCACACGUUUGAAAGCUGCUCGACACGAACGUUUCUAACUCACGAAAAUGAUGUCUAGCUUUUUUUUUUUCGCGUAGGCGCGCUAUGGUGAUAGAAUUUCACACCGUCGAUGAUUCCGGCGCUGAGGGCGUGUCAGUCAGCAGCUAUGUCACGAUGAUAGAUGGAUCAAAAUGCUCGCGAAUGCGGCGACUUCACGGGGGUUUCGUGUAACGCUACCUUACUAGCCAUCGUGAACAGAAGUGUUAUCUUUCGUACGAAAGCAGUGAGCAUGGGUGUCGACGAGACUACCCUGUCGACCUCUGCGUUGCAAUGACACCGUAUGCUGAUGGAGACUUCUUUAUGCGGGAGUCAUUUUCGAGGUGCCUCGGACUCCCCAAUGCUGUACGUUUGCCCGGCUUGUGUCCUAAGAGAGAGAGAACGUGCCCAAUGUGGAUGCUGUGGAGCGAAACGCUGGAUAAGCGUGUACUCCCCCCCCCACACACACAAAGCAGUAGAAUCACCAAUACUUCCUUUGCUAUCGGGGUGGAAAGUUAAGAAAUACUCUUCAAAGAAGUCUUGGGAUCACGCGCUAGGUUAACGGAAAGUUGGAGCCAUCGUUGAUGGAAAUGAGACCGACGGCACAGGUUGCAAGCAGUGUUGAACUAAGUUUUCUUUAGAUAAACGUUCAUUUGUUUGCUUUUGUACAUAAGCCACAUCACGUUGUCACGACCAUGUUUAGUUAUAUUGUAUACUUACUCAGGUGCAUGCAAGUUGAAAAGCGUAGUAAUUUCGUCACGUAACUCCUUCACUGGACACUGUCAUACUUUUUUCGCUACGUAAUUGCACAUUGCGGUCUGUUAUGCCGAAGCCUGAUGUUCAAGUGACGGUCACAAUGAUUUAUCGCCUAAAGGCUUGUUCCUGGUAGUUGUUUUUUUAUAAGCUUUUCUUUUGUAACGAGGGAUGUGUCAUUGCUUUUUCAGGAUCAGUUAGUACAAUUUACGAGCAUGUAGUGCUGCAGACUGAAUAUAUAGCAAGUUUGUUUUUCUAUAUCCAGUUGUAUCAAAUUUAGCCCGAUCUACGAUGAGCUGAAGACAUAAGACACAGCGCAUGAACGCUAUCGAAAGGAUCGCUUAUUCUGAAUGGGAAGGCAAACGUCGUUCACCUGUGUUAUCCGUUUAAGGAGAAUCACCUGAAUCAUCGCUUUUUGUACCACA